CCCGCCGUGGCCUGGCUGCUGGCGGCGCUGGGCGCGCCGGCGCCGUCCCGGGGGCAGCUGCACGGGGAGAAGGGCAUCUCCAUCCCCGACCACGGCUUCUGCCAGCCCAUCUCCAUCCCGCUCUGCACCGACAUCGCCUACAACCAGACCAUCAUGCCCAACCUGCUGGGUCACACCAACCAGGAGGACGCGGGCUUGGAGGUUCACCAGUUUUACCCCUUGGUGAAGGUUCAGUGCUCGCUGGAGCUCAAGUUCUUCCUGUGCUCCAUGUACGCCCCGGUGUGCACGGUGCUGGAACAGGCCAUCCCACCGUGCCGCUCCAUCUGCGAGCGGGCGCGCCAGGGCUGCGAAGCCCUGAUGAAUAAGUUUGGGUUCCAGUGGCCCGAGAGGCUGCGCUGCGAGAACUUCCCCCGGCACGGCGCCGAGCAGAUCUGCGUGGGGCAGAACCACUCGGAAGAUGGCGGCUCGCCGGCCUUGCUCACCAGUGCCACCCCGCUGGCCGGGCAGGGCACGCCGGGCGCCCCUCGCUACGCCACCCUCGACCACCCCUUCCACUGCCCGCGGGCACUGAAGGUGCCCAGCUACCUCAACUAUAAGUUCUUGGGUGAGAAGGACUGUGCGGCGCCCUGCGAGCCCACCCGUCCCGACGGCCACAUGUUCUUCAACGAGGACGAGAUCCGUUUUGCUCGGAUCUGGAUCCUCAUCUGGUCCGUCUUGUGUUGUGCCUCCACCUUCUUCACGGUCACCACUUACCUGGUGGACAUGCAGCGUUUCCGCUACCCCGAGCGACCCAUCAUCUUCCUCUCGGGGUGCUACACCAUGGUGUCCGUGGCCUACAUCGCGGGCUUCGUGCUGGAGGAGCGGGUGGUCUGCAACGAGCGCUUCCAGGAGGACGGCUACCGCACUGUGGUGCAGGGCACCAAGAAGGAAGGUUGCACCAUCCUCUUCAUGAUGCUCUACUUCUUCAGCAUGGCCAGCUCGAUCUGGUGGGUCAUCCUCUCCCUCACUUGGUUCCUGGCCGCUGGCAUGAAGUGGGGCCAUGAGGCCAUCGAGGCCAACUCCCAGUACUUCCAUUUGGCCGCCUGGGCCGUGCCGGCCGUCAAGACCAUCACCAUCCUGGCCAUGGGGCAGAUUGACGGGGACCUCCUGAGCGGCGUCUGCUUCGUGGGCCUCAACAACAUCGACCCUCUCCGGGGCUUCGUGUUGGCCCCUCUCUUUGUCUACCUCUUCAUCGGUACCUCCUUCCUCCUGGCCGGCUUCGUCUCCCUCUUCCGCAUCCGCACCAUCAUGAAACACGGCGGGACCAAAACGGAGAAGCUGGAGAGGCUGAUGGUUCGUAUCGGGGUCUUCAGUGUCCUCUACACCGUCCCGGCCACCAUCGUCAUCGCCUGUUACUUCUACGAGCAGGCGUUCCGCGAGCACUGGGAACGCAGCUGGAUCAGCCAGAACUGCAAGAGCUUGGCCAUCCCCUGCCCGCUCCACUUCACCCCCCGCAUGACCCCCGACUUCACCGUCUACAUGAUCAAGUAUCUCAUGACUCUCAUCGUGGGCAUCACCUCCGGCUUUUGGAUAUGGUCAGGGAAAACCCUCCACUCCUGGAGGAAGUUCUACACGCGACUCACCAACAGCAAGCAGGGCGAGACCACGGUGUGA
Molecule: messenger RNA, 1653 nt
Organism: Chaetura pelagica (chimney swift)
Lineage: Eukaryota; Metazoa; Chordata; Aves; Apodiformes; Apodidae
Gene: FZD2
Product: frizzled class receptor 2
Exons: 1
Biological process (GO): non-canonical Wnt signaling pathway; canonical Wnt signaling pathway
Cellular component (GO): plasma membrane
Molecular function (GO): Wnt receptor activity; Wnt-protein binding
Source: RefSeq, a predicted model, not a curated record